ACAUGGUGUCGGCCUCAGGCAGUCAUCGAAUUCCCACUAGCCUUGAGCGAGUAUACGAAUUAGAUCGAUAGUCUCCCGUAGUCAUAUAUCAGUACGAUCCUCGUCCAUAUUAUGGACCGCAUUGACUGCAUUGACUGCAUUAACUGCAGACCUAGUUGGAGCCUAUACUUAUGAAUAUAACUCACGUGACUCCCAUUUCCCCGCAUCCCGCCAGACUCGACGAUCCAAUCCCGACCUCGCCUCCGCAUUGAAUCCUAGCCAGCAGUUUCAAGUUGUCGCUCGUUACAAUGAACCCAACGCUGAACGCCGAUACGCCUCCACCCCCGCCUCCCAAGCCCACCAGCCACGAGGCGAGUCGCCGAGGCACACCGCAGCUGCACGCCUCGCAGCCAGGCACGCCGCAGUCCCAACGAUACCGAGCAGACGCGAGCAUGCAUGCGGCCACAAACCCGAUAACGUCUCUCCCUCGCCCGCCGACCGUCGACGAGGGCUGGAUACCGGAGAUCGUGAAGGAGAAAUCAACCGUGGACCUGCAGACGAUUCUCAAAGACCCGAGUCUCAUCUCCGCGCUGGCGAGUCGCCAUCCGUCCCACGCGGCGCACCAGGAGUACCUCCAGUCGCUGCUGAAGUAUAACAAGGAUCUGGCGGCCCAUGUGCUCGAGCUACAGGGCCGGGUGAUGGACCUGCGCGGGUCGACUGAGACGCUGCUGCUAACGCACCAGUCGCUGGAGGUGUCGUGGCGGAAGAAACAGUCGGAGAUGGACGCGGCGCUGGCGCCGUGGUCGCCUAAGGCGCUGUACCAGCGACUGGCGGCGUCGAUCGCCGAGCAGGAGGCGGUGUGCCAUGCCGUGGAGGAGAGCUUCCUGGAGGGAGAGCAUCACGGGCGGGCGACGGAGAAGGAGGUUGCGGAUUGGAUUCGCCGGGUGCGGGCGGAGGGGGCCAAGUUGGAGGCCAGACGGGAGGCCAAGGCGCGGUGGGAUGAGGGGAGAGUGGGUGGGUGGAGGUGAUACAGCCUGGGAUAUCUACCGUGGAUCAUUUGGAUGAAACGGAUCUGGCCUGAGUAUAACGUAACCUUUUAUUUCUAACGAAGCAUAUGGCGCACAGAUUAUCUCGACUAUAGUGCGAACGGGUAUACAGCUAUGACUAACGUAUCGCGUGGGACGCAAACAAAGAUUCUACUA
Aspergillus pseudonomiae is the source of this 1181-nucleotide messenger RNA. Its product is annotated as vacuolar protein sorting family 37 protein. Gene Ontology annotation, cellular component: ESCRT I complex. The transcript has 2 exons. Lineage: Eukaryota; Fungi; Ascomycota; Eurotiomycetes; Eurotiales; Aspergillaceae. The record is from RefSeq and is a predicted model, not a curated record. The coding region runs from base 288 to 1007 and encodes 239 amino acids. Gene Ontology annotation, biological process: ubiquitin-dependent protein catabolic process via the multivesicular body sorting pathway; protein targeting to vacuole; protein targeting to membrane.